Molecule: messenger RNA, 342 nt
Organism: Glycine soja
Lineage: Eukaryota; Viridiplantae; Streptophyta; Magnoliopsida; Fabales; Fabaceae
Exons: 1
Coding region: 1-342 (113 amino acids)
Source: RefSeq, a predicted model, not a curated record
AUGAGGGUGAAUUCCUUGUUUUCUAAGAGGAGUAAGUGUUAUUUUGGGGUUUCUGAAGUAGAGUACCUUGGCCACUUCAUUUCUAAGGUAUCAACUGAUCCAGCUAAAGUGCUUGCAGUAGAACAGUGGCCACUACCUAAAACUUUGAAACAACUUAGAGGCUUCCUGGGGUUAGCUGGAUAUUACAGAAGGUUUGUCAAGGGAUAUGGUGGCAUUGCUAAACCCUUAACUAACAUGCUUAAAAAAGAUAACUUUAUCUGGUCCAAUGCAGCAAAACUGGCUUUUCAACAAUUAAAGAAGAUGCUUACUGAGACUACAGUUUUGGCUUUACCCGACUUUUAA